AUGGAUAUCUGUGAGAAGCACGGAAAAAUACUGGAAUUUUUCUUUCAAGACGAGAUCCAGCUCUGCUGCAGUACAUGUGCUAUAGUAAAUCAUAGGAGUUGUCAUAGCGUCGAAGAGGUAUCGGAGAUCGGAAAAUUACGACGAGCUUGUUCCUUUUUAAAGAGAAAAUUAGAAGAAGUACAAUCAAAGGCAGAGAAGGUCGUUAAUAAUAUAGAGUUAUCUAAAGAACAGCUCAGUCUAGAUAUCAAAGCAAUAUUUGCGGAAAUAAAAAGAAUGCGAGAUAAUGUAAACAAAAUGUUCGAUGACUUGGAAGUUUACAUUACAAGAGAAACUGAUGUAUUUCAGGCUAAAGUAAUUAAUAAACUGACACAGAAGCAAUCAAGAUGUGAGAAACAUAUCGCUGUUGCUACUAAGUCACUGGAAGUUGUUGACGCAGCUUUGCUGAAUGGGACACCAUCACAGAAAUUUAUAGUUGCACAGAAAAUGAAAAAACAGGUCAAUGAACUUCACAGGAAUUUUGACAAUGAUUGUCAAAAUUUAGAAACUGCUACCGUUUCCUUUAAGUUUAACGAAACAAUAAAGUUGCCACCACUACCUAUUUCUAUUAACAUUCCAGGGAAGCUAACAUUAAAUUGCAUCUCGCCUGAAGCAAAUAAAUAUAUCGCACCUGUAGAUCCGAUUGUUAAAUCAACGAAGAUUAUUUCCAUCGAUCUGAAGCAGACUGGAGAUGAUGCCAAGGAACCAUUAUACUCAGGACUGGAUUUCCUGCCGGAUGGUAGGCUGGUUGCCGUGGAUAAUAAAAACAUGAAAUGCUUGAUUUACAAUGAGAAGCUUCAGGAAGUAGGAUCGUUUCAGUUAUCGUAUAUGCCCCGGGGUGUUGUUGCUGUAUCUGAGGAGGAAGUGGCGAUAACAAGUGGCAGUGUAUACAAGAUAGACUUUCUAUAUGUCAGUAAAUCUAACGAUAUAACAUUGAAUAGGACAUUUAAAGUUUCGACAAAGAAUGACUCUAUAUGUCUGAAAGAUGAGAGACAUUUUGUUGUUGGAACAUACGAUGAUACAAGACAUGUUCGUAUUGUAUCUCUAUCAGGAGAAGAGAAAGAUUUCAGUAUAAACUUUCCUAACAAGAAAUAUCCUGGAGCCACUAGUGCUAGUACAUAUAUUAGAAACAGUGACAAAGUGGUUCUGACUGAUAGAUACGAGCAUACAGUCUACAUAUUUGACAUCAAAAGCAACACCAGAGUUGUUGUCAAGGACGACCAGAUCAAGGAACCACGCAGUGUAGCAGUAGGUCCUGCCGACUGUAUCCUAGUUUGCAGUAAGGAAACAAACUCCAUUGUACAGAUCUCUCAAACAGGUCAGAUCCUAUCAUCGUACAAGUUAGAUAUAGAAUAUCCAUGCAGAGUCUGUGUCUCUAAGGAAAAAUCAAUUGUUGCUGUCACAAACACCUAUGCGGGAAACAAAAAGUUACAGUUGUUUAAACUUACUUAG
Messenger RNA from Mercenaria mercenaria, 1488 nucleotides. RefSeq lists its product as uncharacterized. The transcript has a single exon. Lineage: Eukaryota; Metazoa; Mollusca; Bivalvia; Venerida; Veneridae. Gene Ontology annotation, molecular function: translation repressor activity; ubiquitin protein ligase activity. Gene Ontology annotation, biological process: negative regulation of translation; proteasome-mediated ubiquitin-dependent protein catabolic process; protein polyubiquitination. Bases 1 to 1488 code for a protein of 495 amino acids. The record is from RefSeq and is a predicted model, not a curated record.